Molecule: messenger RNA, 4076 nt
Organism: Pteropus alecto (black flying fox)
Lineage: Eukaryota; Metazoa; Chordata; Mammalia; Chiroptera; Pteropodidae
Gene: PDE8B
Product: phosphodiesterase 8B
Exons: 22
Coding region: 99-2474 (791 amino acids)
Biological process (GO): signal transduction
Molecular function (GO): 3',5'-cyclic-AMP phosphodiesterase activity
Source: RefSeq, a predicted model, not a curated record
AUAAGACCGGAUAUGGCCUCAGUCUUCAAGGAGCUUAGUCCUGUAGGAGCUAUGGACAUGACAUUAGGAGACUGUGGUACUAAUGCUGGCUACGGAGAAUGCAGGCCACUGUGGGAGCGAUGGAGGACACCUCACACAAGCUGGCCGACUCAGAGGAGGUUUCUUCUGCGGAGGUACGCAUUGGGCCCAUGAGACUGACACAGGAUCCUAUUCAGGUUUUGCUGAUCUUUGCAAAGGAAGAUAAUCAGAGUGAUGGAUUCUGGUGGGCUUGUGACAGAGCUGGUUAUAGAUGCAAUAUCGCUCGAACUCCGGAGUCAGCCCUUGAAUGCUUUCUAGAUAAACAUCAUGAAAUUAUUGUAAUUGAUCACAGACAAACUCGAAAUUUUGAUGCAGAAGCAGUGUGCAGGUCUAUCCGGGCCACAAAUCCCUCUGAGCACACGGUGAUCCUCGCAGUGGUUUCACAAGCAUUGGGUGACCAUGAAGAGGCCUCAGUUCUCCCUCUUCUGCAUGCAGGCUUCAACAGGAGAUUUAUGGAGAAUAGCAGCAUAAUUGCUUGCUAUAAUGAACUGAUUCAAAUAGAACAUGGAGAAGUUCGCUCGCAGUUCAAAUUACGGGCCUGUAAUUCAGUGUUUACAGCAUUAGACCACUGUCAUGAAGCCAUAGAAAUAACCAGCGAUGACCAUGUGAUUCAGUAUGUCAACCCAGCUUUCGAAAGGAUGAUGGGCUAUCACAAAGGUGAACUCCUGGGGAAAGAACUCGCAGAGCUGCCUAAAAGCGAUAAGAACCGGGCAGACCUCCUUGACACCAUUAACACGUGCAUCAAGAAGGGCAAGGAGUGGCAGGGGGUUUACUAUGCCAGACGGAAAUCCGGGGACAGCAUUCAGCAGCAUGUGAAGAUCACCCCAGUGAUCGGCCAAGGAGGGAAAAUUAGGCAUUUUGUCUCCCUCAAGAAACUGUGUUGUACCACUGACCAUAAUAAGCAGAUUCACAAGGUUCAUCGUGAUUCAGGAGACAAUUCUCAGACAGAGUCUCAUUCAUUCAGAUACAAGAACAGGAGGAAAGAGUCCAUUGAUGUGAAAUCGAUAUCAUCUCGAGGCAGUGAUGCACCGAGCCUACAGAAUCGUCGCUAUCCAUCCAUGGCAAGGAUCCACUCCAUGACCAUCGAGGCUCCCAUCACAAAGGUUAUAAAUAUAAUCAAUGCAGCCCAAGAAAACAGCCCCGUCACAGUAGCAGAAGCCUUGGACAGAGUUUUAGAAAUUUUACGGACCACGGAACUGUACUCCCCUCAGUUGGGUACCAAAGAUGAAGAUCCUCACACCAGUGAUCUUGUUGGAGGCCUGAUGACUGAUGGCUUGAGAAGGUUGUCAGGAAAUGAGUAUGUGUUCACUAAGAAUGUGCACCAGAGUCACAGUCACCUUGCAAUGCCAAUAACCAUCAAUGAUGUCCCCCCUUGUAUUGCUCAAUUACUUGAUAAUGAGGAAAGUUGGGAGUUCAACAUCUUUGAACUGGAAGCUGUUACACAUAAAAGGCCACUGGUCUAUCUGGGCUUAAAGGUCUUUUCCCGGUUUGGAGUAUGUGAAUUUUUACGCUGUUCUGAAACUACUCUUCGGGCCUGGCUCCAAGUGAUCGAAGCCAACUACCAUUCCUCCAAUGCCUACCACAACUCCACCCAUGCUGCUGACGUCUUGCAUGCCACUGCCUUCUUCCUGGGGAAGGAAAGAGUCCAGGGAAGCCUCGAUCAGCUGGAUGAGGUGGCAGCAUUGAUUGCUGCCACGGUCCAUGACGUGGACCACCCGGGAAGGACCAACUCUUUCCUGUGCAAUGCGGGCAGUGAACUUGCUGUGCUUUAUAAUGACACCGCUGUCUUGGAGAGUCACCACACAGCCCUGGCCUUCCAGCUGACGGUCAAGGACAGCAAGUGCAACAUUUUCAAGAAUAUUGACAGGAACCAUUAUCGAACACUGCGCCAGGCUAUUAUUGACAUGGUUUUAGCAACGGAGAUGACAAAACACUUUGAACAUGUGAACAAAUUUGUGAACAGCAUCAACAAGCCAAUGGCAGCUGAGAUUGAGGGCAGUGACUGUGAAUGCAACCCUGUUGGGAAGAACUUUCCCGAAAACCAAACUCUGAUCAAGCGCAUGAUGAUUAAGUGUGCUGACGUGGCCAACCCGUGCCGCCCCCUGGACCUGUGCAUCGAAUGGGCUGGGAGGAUCUCUGAGGAGUACUUUGCACAGACUGAUGAAGAGAAGAGACAGGGGCUACCAGUGGUGAUGCCAGUGUUUGACCGGAAUACCUGUAGCAUCCCCAAGUCCCAAAUCUCCUUCAUUGACUACUUCAUAACAGACAUGUUUGAUGCCUGGGAUGCCUUUGCACAUCUGCCAGCCCUGAUGCAACAUUUGGCCGAUAACUACAAACACUGGAAGACAUUAGAUGACCUGAAGUGCAAAAGUCUGAGGCUUCCAUCUGACAACUGAAGCCAAGACAGAGAAGGGAACCUCCUGCCUACAAAGGGCAUGGUGACUCACAUUAGUGUAAAGAAGAGGCUUUCCUUUAUAAUGAAAAUGACAGGUAUAGGUUAAGUAGGUAAUGUUUACUAUUUGACCUUGAAUCAUUUAAGUCCCCAAAUUUCAUUUUUAGUAAGUCAUGUUCCAUGAAGAAAAAUAUAUGUUCUUUUGUACAAUCACUUAGUGACAAAUACAUGGCAAAAUCCUUUGCCCUGCUGUCAUCCUCUAUGACCUCAUCAACCACGGAGCUGAAUGACUAUAACAGGACACAAGCAUCAAAGACGUGGUGCUUCUUAGCCCAUCUCCCUGGAUGAUGACCAAGUAGUUUAGCUAGUAUUCAGCUCAACUCACCAUAAAAGUUACCAUCUCUGUUUAGCUUAACUACUCUCCUCAAGAACAUCAGUCUGAAGGAUUCAUAAGAAAAAAAAAAAAAAACAAAACUAUAUAAAAUGAGCAAAACAACUAGGACCAAAUUAUUGAUAAACUGGUUAGCUUCACAGCCUCCAUGGCUAGGUGGUUCUUCUGAUCAAUGGUGUGACACUCAAGUUAGAACAUAGCCUUGGCCUGGUGAGUGCCUUCUCUAGACUGGUAGCAGCAGCCUGUGUAGCCCUCUUUCCUAUAAAAGGCAUUCAUCUUAACAGAAAGCCAUCCAUGAUGGGAAGGGAGUGACAUUUUAUUUUGGGGGACUCCAUGAGCUUCCCUUAUUUCUAGUUAACAGAGGCAGUCACAGGCACUAUAUAGUAUUAUAUACAAAAGCCAUUAAAUCUGAAUGCCCUUAGACAAGCUUUUUUUAAAAAAAAAUUUAUAUACAUUUGCUGUUUAAAAUUUUUAUUAAAUCUAAAUUUUCUGGGUAUAAGUCAGUGAAGUAUGUUGUACCAUGUACCAUCUAUACAUAUAUAUUUGGGGAGGGUAUAGGGGAAGUUUCAAGGUUCAGAUGUUUUUAACCUAUCUAUAUUUGAGAUCAUGCUGUUUUCCUUUAAUGAUGUACAAAAAGACUGCAAGGUGUGUAAAUAUAUCAGAUAAUAGACAUGGGGAAGUAGUAAAUACUAUUAAUUGUAUGCUAAAAGCUUCUAAAGCACAAAUGCAUAUUUUUAUACGGGCUGUUUUCACAACUUUGUGAUCUACAUGAAGUCAUAUUUUCCUUUCUCUUUUACCAGCCAACCCUUCUCUAUGUAUUAUAAAUAUUAGAAACUCAGUAAACGAAGUAUCUUCAUUUUUCUUUGAAAUUCUCUGUACUCCAUGCUGCAUUUUAAAGAAGUAUAAACAGGCUCAAUUAACUGAAUCAGUAGUUACUUUUUUCAAAUGAAAAUUGGAAUGCAGAACACUUGGAACUAGUACAUGGGAAAAUAUAUAUAUCACUACAUAACGUGCCAAUGUUCUUUUUCUAUGUUUUGUACCAAAAAAAAAUAAUAAUAAUUCCAUGCAAAGAAAUGUAUCUAAAUUAUUUUUGUUAGAUGAUAAGAGAACUAGCUUGGUCAGGACAGCGGCUAGCUUUGUAUUGUGAUGCUGCAUUAUGUAAAUGUGAUGAAAAUGUUUUUGUGAAGUACUUGUAACUAAAUUCCUACAACCAUU